Messenger RNA from Brassica napus (rape), 1767 nucleotides. RefSeq lists its product as uncharacterized. The transcript has 4 exons. Gene Ontology annotation, molecular function: RNA-DNA hybrid ribonuclease activity; nucleic acid binding. Gene Ontology annotation, biological process: DNA integration. NCBI's taxonomy places the organism in Eukaryota, Viridiplantae, Streptophyta, Magnoliopsida, Brassicales, Brassicaceae. The coding region runs from base 1 to 1767 and encodes 588 amino acids. The record is from RefSeq and is a predicted model, not a curated record.
AUGGAGGUCUACAUCGACGACAUGCGGGUCAAGUCCCUGGAGGCGGAUGACCACAUAUCUCACCUACAGAAGGCCUUCUCCACCCUCCGGAAGUAUAACAUGAAGCUCAACCUAGCUAAAUGCUCAUUCGGGUUGGUCCUCCACAAACCCAAAGUCCUCGGACGGCUAGCCAAAUGGGCUGUGGAACUAGGGGAGUACGACGUAAUAUUUUUACCUGCCACGGCUAUAAAGUCACAGGUCCUAGCGGACUUCGUGGCUGAAUUCUCCCCUGCCUUACUCCCAGCUUUGGAGCAAGACGUACGCCUCCGAGGCGAAACUAAGAAAGAGGGAGAAUGGAUCCUGCACGUUGAUGGGUCAAGCAACGUUAGAGGAGCUGGAGUAGGAAUAAUGCUUACCUCGCCGACGGGGAACACAGCCUCAAGGGCCGUGAGAUGCAACUUCAAAGUGACCAACAACGAAAGCGAGUACGAGGCCCUAAUCGCAGGUCUAACUCUCGCCCACCAAAUGGGGGCAGAAAACAUCCAGGUCUUUGGCGACUCCCAGCUGAUAAUCAACCUGGUACAAGGAGAAUACCAAGCAAAAGACGACAGCAUGAUCCAAUAUCUGACAGUCGCCCAGCGACUGAUCAAGAAGUUCAAGAGCUGCAAGCUUACUCAAAUCCCCCGGGAACAAAACUCGCAAGCCGAUACCCUGGCUAAUCUGGGGUCCACCCUCGAAACGAAUAGCCAGAUGAGUAUACCCUUGCUUGUACUUCAAUGGCCAGGCACCCUGGAGGAACCCCCGUCAGAGGAGGUCUCCGCUGUCGAAGAAGGCGAAACCUGGAUGAACCCCCUAGUCCGGUACCUGGAGGCCGACAUUCUCCCGGAAGAUCGCAACGAGGCCAGGAAAAUUAAGAAGCAAGCCGCGAGGUACUGUAUCUCCCAAGAGAAGUUGUACCGGAGAUCCUUCUCUGGCCCAUACCUAAGCGGAAGAACCCUGGUGCUCAGAGCCAGAAGGGCGAGUUCUUACUGGCCCACGAUAGCCGCCGACGCCGAGCAGCAAGCCAAACACUACGACCAGUGUCAGAGGCACGCUCCAGUCUCCAAGCUUCCCCCGGAGAACCUCAAGUCCAUAAGCUCACCAUGGCCCUUAAGAAAGUGGGGCAUGGACAUAGUAGGUAAAUUCCCUAUGGCGCCGGGGCAGAAGGUCUUCCUUCUGAUAGUCACUGACUACUUCUCCAAAUGGGUUGAAGCAGAAGCACUCAGCCGCAUAACAGACCUCCAGAUCCGUAAAUUCUUGUGGACCUACGUAAUCACUCGCUUCGAGGUCCCCCACGAGAUCGUCAACGACAAUGGACCCCAGUUCACGAGCCACAACUUCAAGGAGUUCUGCAAGGACUGGGGCAUAAAGAUCACUUUCGCCACACCCCGACACCCCCAGUCUAAUGGACAAGCCGAGCCUACAAGCAAAACCGUGUGGGCGGAAGAGCUACACGGAGUCCUCUGGGCUUGCCGGACCACUCGCAAAACAUCAACAGGGGAAACUACCUACUCGCUGGUCUACGGCUCUGAGGCCAUUGUACCCACAGUGAUGCACGUGAGAACAACGGUCUCCAGGUCAACCUCUCAGGAGGAGAACAAUGAGCUGAUGGCGCAAAGCCUCGACCUACUCGACAAAAAAGGAGAGGCCGCUCGGCUAAGAAACUUGCCCUACCAGCAAGACGUCGCCAGGACGUACAACAAGAAAGUCAGAACCAGGACCUUCCAGCAAGGGAAUUGGGUUAUAUGA